Paraglomus occultum is the source of this 1074-nucleotide messenger RNA. NCBI's taxonomy places the organism in Eukaryota, Fungi, Glomeromycota, Glomeromycetes, Paraglomerales, Paraglomeraceae. The record is from the annotation of a GenBank genome assembly.
GUUGUCUUAUCGAAACAUGAAACAGAAUGGCUGACAUCAUACAUAAAGGGGGAAAAUUGGAUUGCCGAAUCCAUUAAAAAUAUAAAAACUGAAGAACGGUUGUAUGAAGAAGCAAGGAACUAUAUUAUCGAACAGUUCAACUUCCUUGAGAGCGAAAGUCAGACCGACAAGACUGAAGGAUUUGAUGUAACAAAGGAUUUGUCUUUCAAAUCAACUAAGAAAUCCAAAACUGAAGAGGAGGAUGUCGAUGAAGAAUUUGACUAUAUUGAAGAGGAUGAUGAAUUUGAAGAAUUUGAUGACGAUAACGAGCUAUGCGAAGAUGAAUAUGAUGAUAGUGACACUACGGUCGUUGGCAUUCUCAGAGUCAAAAUCGAUCAAGCGAGCGAUAUUUUAUCGGGCGGUAUGGGUGUUCGCGCCUUUAAGGUUAAUUCACAGGGAGCUGCCAAAAAAGGGACGCCUGCAUACACAGCCGACAGUGCCUACGGAGUACAUUGCGUCCCAGUACGCAAUGCAAAGGGACAGCUCGUUUUCGAAAUUUUCGAUAAAACGUUGACUGAUUUUAAUGCCGAAUUUUUACUAACGCUGAGUGAUUUGAUUACGCGCAAUUCAGAUGGACUAUAUAAUAAGAAACAAGCCUUGGAAAAAAGUGAACAGAUCAAUAUUCCGGGAGGGUCUAAGUGCAAGAUACGGCUUAACGCUCAAUUUUAUUCUACAAGAUCUGAAAGUGGCCGCUUCGAUUUCAGCAAGGACACUGUUGACAUCAAUGACUUGUACCGUCUUAUCGGCAUGACAUUUAACGCCAGUCUUUCCGAUGUCAGCAACAACUUAGCCCUCAGCUUUAAAGUUGAAUCUGCGUCGGAUUUUUUUCACGCCCUAGCAACGCGUAUUGGGACUGACAAACAGCUAAUGUCUAGAUAUGUUACCGAUGAUGGAAGUCUCGUGUAUGAUGAGCCAAGUACGAUUCCUGAAACAAAGUCUGAAAUUUUGCCGUCUGCGCCCAUUGCUGAUGACCCUUUGAAUAAGCCGAAAUCGGUGUCCACGGACUUUAUUUCUAUUUCUCAGUCUGUUUAUUCG